AGAAUUUUUUUUCUGAAGAGUUUGGAAUGCCAGGGGGGAAAAAGGUGGGCCCUAGUGGCACUGGUGCCAUUGCCCCCUCUGGGAUCAGGCGAUCUGAAACCAGUGAAGGGGCUUCAGCACAGAGGGAAGAAGAACAAGAGGAAGAAGGGGAUGAAGACCUCCGGGAUGGAGGUGUCCCCUUCUUUGUUAACCGGGGUGGGCUGCCUGUGGAUGAGGCCACCUGGGAGAGAAUGUGGAGACACGUGGCCAAGAUUCAUCCUGAUGGAGAGAAGGUGGCACAGAGGAUUCGUGGGGCCACAGACCUACCCAAGACUCCCAUACCAAGUGUGCCUACAUUCCAGCCGUCCACCUCGAUCCCUGAGCGCCUGGAAGCCAUACAGCGUUAUAUCAGGGAGCUGCAGUACAAUCAUACAGGGACACAGUUCUUUGAAAUUAAGAAGAGCAGACCUCUGACUGGGCUGAUGGACCUGGCUAAGGAGAUGACCAAAGAGGCUCUGCCAAUCAAAUGCCUAGAAGCUGUGAUCCUGGGAAUUUACCUCACCAACAGCAUGCCCACACUGGAGCGCUUCCCCAUCAGCUUCAAAACCCACUUCUCAGGGAAUUACUUCCGACACAUCGUGCUGGGAGUGAACUUUGGGGGCCGCUAUGGAGCGCUAGGCAUGAGCCGCCGUGAGGAUCUCAUGUACAAGCCUCCGACUUUCCGCACACUCAGCGAGCUGGUCCUGGAUUAUGAGGCUGCCUACCAACGUUGCUGGCAUGUACUGAAGAAGGUGAAGCUUGGCCAGUGUGUUUCUCACGACCCCCACAGCGUUGAGCAGAUUGAGUGGAAGCAUUCCAUCCUGGAUGUGGAGAAGUUGGGGAGAGAGGACUUCAGGAAGGAACUAGAACGGCAUGCCCGAGACAUGAGGCUGAAGAUUGGCAAAGGGACUGGCCCACCCUCUCCUACCAAGGAUCGGAAAAAGGAUGUGUCCUCCCCACAGCGGAGCCAGUCCAGUCCACACCGCCGCAACAGUCGAGGAGAGAGACGACCAUCUGGUGAAAAGAAGCCUGCUGAACCCAAAGCCAUGCCAGACCUCAAUGGGUACCAAAUUCGAGUGUGAUAUGGGUGGUGAUGAUACCACUUACUCCAUAGACUUACUACUACCCCCUCGGCUACAGGACCAAGAGCCACCCACCGUGAGCCUUGAUUGAGGGGAGGUGUGGGUUGAGGGGACAGUGGGAGGAGCCCAGAGCUCCCCUUCAUCUGACAACACUGCCUCCCUCGGGCAGAACUUGGGUCUCUCCCAGCAUUUGUGGAAGAGGCAUAUUGAUCCUAAGGGGAAGAGGAAGAGGAAUCAGUAUGAUCCCAGAGGUUUGUUUAAUACAUCCCACAAAGCAACGUGUUGAAUAGGUCACACCUGUCUCAGGGCAAGUGGUGUCCCAGAGACAACUGGCUGUGACCACAUGCCUCCAUGGGAAGCACUGCCAGGGCCAAUCUAAAAGCUGGUGCCAUUCCUUAGGCACUGCACCAGAGAACCAUGAUGCCACCAGAGAUGAGGAAGAAUCCCCCACACAUAGCACUGGCAGCUGUUGCCUCCCAGGCUUGGAGAAGCCUUAGCUGCGGGGCUCAGCCUCGAGCCCUCCCUGUGGCCAUCUACUUGUGGGUCUGUCUGCAGCAGGGUUUGGACUUCUCUGGAGCCCCAGGGACCUGGUUUUGCAUAGUCAUAUUGAGUUGGAAGUAGGUGAGCACACAGAGUAGCACAGAACAAGAAGAGAGUAGCCAUGGGAGACAAGCGUCAUAACUCAUGACGGGACACCAUGGAAGGUGAAGAGUCCUGCUUCAGCUCUGGUUCUCCCUUUCUUUGGGCAGGAGCCAAAUUCUCCUCCUCUCUCUUGUCCCAAAGCAUCAAUACUGGUCUCCUUCCCCAGGCAGAGAACUAGGGACUGGAGAUGAUGAUGCCUAGCGUCGGAUGCUCUUCUCUUUCACCAGCUAAAUUUAAUGAUUUGGGCGACCGUGAUCCUAGUUAUGAGUAAUAGGAAGGAACCCAUUGCCAUCAGAUGGGAUCUUCAGCAGCCCAAUGAGCCCAGUAAGAAAGGACAUCUGUGGUAGAAUAAUCCCAGAGCUCUGCCCAGCAGACAUUGAGUAUAUUUGUAAAAAGGAGUAUUAACUCAGUUCUGAGAAGAGGCAAGAGGAAGAUAGACUCUGAGAAGGUCAGAGCACCCUUGGGUGCAGAGCACCCAUGAUUAGGGAGUGUAACAUGGAUGAAGAUCCAGCAAAAGAGGCAAGGAAAGAGCAAAAAGGCAUAAAGGAGGACCUAGAGAGCUAUUUCAGUUGAGCGAAUCCCAGGAUGAGUAGGAAGAGGCAGAGAAAUUCAGAAGAUUAGCAGUUAAUGGGAGAAGGCAGUGGGACACUGAUGAGGUUGGGACAUAAUGGCAGGAGGCAGAAGGGUCCUUGAGAAGUCUAGGGUUAGCAGGAAAGGGCAGGGUCAUAGCCUAGUGGGAAGAGACAGAGGAAGUCAUGAUGAUAGGAUUAGGAGAAGGACCCCAAGACUUAAAUAGCAGCAGAGUUUGGGGGGAGAUGAUGGAGCCAGCCUAAAGAGGACUCAGGGGCAAAGCUCUGUGAGUUGUUGUUAGCUUACAAUGAAGAUGUUAAGCAUGUCGUAGAAUGGGUAUGUUGAAGGGGGAUUAGAAUGGGGGUGAUAGUUGGACUCAGAAUUGACCAGAAGGACCUAGAAUAAGCACAAACCGGUGGGAGAAGGAAAGUCAUGGUGGUGCUAAUGUUUGGUGAUACUUUUGGGGUGACAAAGAAAAAACAUAAAAUCCAUAAUUUCAUAGAGAAAGAAAAAAGGAAACAUCAUCCAUGCUAUUGAAUGCAAAAGAAAACCGAUGUUUAGGCUGAGAGACAUGAAUAAGAGGAUGGGGACAGACACAGAGCUUUGAAAUGACCCUGGAGCUUAUCUGCCUGCCUUCAUCCCAUCAGCAGGCAGUAAGCAUCAUUGAAUGGGGACUGGGAGAAGGAUAGAGCAGAAAUGGAUAUAGGGCAGAGUUCCACAGUGGAAAGAAAAGAACAUAAGCCUCAGGAAGAGGGUGGGGAAUGGAGAAAACAAGCUCGGUGUUGGCCAGGACUCCACAGGGGCAGACAUCAAAGCAAGCCCACACUUCAGAGUGCCCCUACCCCAGAGGAAACCAGUCUGGGCCUCAGGGCUUGGCACAGAUAUCCAGAUGUGGUGGAUUAGGGACCGACCUCUCAGCAGGCCCCAGAGGGGAUAUAGAAACCAUCUAGUACAGAGACUGGUGUUUGGCUUAGUCCAGAGAAGUGAGAAGGGCAAGAGCUGCCUUUCCUGGUCCCUAUAAGGGGAAGUUAUACCUGGUGACAGCUGCUGGUGGUAUGUGGAUGUGGGAGGGAAGUAUUAGGCUCAAGAUUGGAAACAGUGGUCUUUCCCAGCAGCUGUCAAAGCCUAAAGAUUGCCAAGAGGCUCUGGGGUGACAGCUGGUCCAUCCGACUAGGGGACAGCAAUCCCCGGGUUGGCUUACCAGACUAAAGGGACAGCUACCUACUUCAGCCCUGGAAGCAAAUGCAAAAGGUAGAAAGGAGGUCGCUAGUCAGAUUCUAGUCUCUCUAGCUCACCUUGGGACUAACAGAUAGCCCUGCAUCCUUCCUCUGCCAACUCUACACCCAACCUCCCCGAAGGAGGGAACUGAAGAUGUGUCUAUACUAACUUAAUAACCAGGGAUCUUACUUCACAACACCGGGAAGGAACCUAAUCUUCCCUGCCUGCCACCACUACCUGCCAUCCCAUAGUGGUUUCCCGUUGGAUAAUAAUGGUCAUAACAUGUUUAUAGCUACCAAAAAAAAAAAUAACCACUCCAUUUGGCAGGAUGAACCAUAAGGCUGAAAACCAGUGAUUCAUUGGUACAGAGUUGCUCCUUAAAUUGUGUCCCCAUCUGGAUCACAUUCCCCUCUAACAAAGAGGAGAUGUGAGGUUGUAACUUGGGGACAGGAGGUACAGUGUGAAAUGGACCUGAACAUAACUGGCCAGGCAGGAUGGGACCAGAGCUCUGAGUCAAUACUUGGAACCUACCAUGUUCCUUUCCCAUAAUUCAAACCUGUAGAGUUGGGAGCUCCUAGCUCUGAGAAAGGGAGGGGUGGAGGAGGAAUGAAGCCCUGACCUCUUCCUGUAACUAAAAUCAAAGCAGCUGCUUAUUCCUUCCUGUUGGUGAUUUCCCCAGACUAUUCUCUGGGGCUUGGGAGAUGUGAGGAGAAUCAUGUAAAAAACAAAACAAAACAAAACCCAGUGGUGCUUUUUAUUUAUUUUUAAACUGUUUUUUAUAUGUAGCAAUCCCACCUCCCUUCCUUUGCCCACUAUGUUUACACUUUAUAGAGGGGGAUAGGGAGUGGAAAGGGUGAGGGGUGAAUGGGGGACAGGGUUGGAGAAGGACUAAACAACCCUAGAAUCUGAGUGGAAACGCAGGAAGCUUUGGUUUUUAGCUUCCCCGUCAGGGGAAAGCAUGCACCUCCAACUCAAUAUUUGGUUGGAAUCAGUGAGAUGAAAGACAACAUCGAACAUAAUUGCCUUUUCUUCCAGUAUCUAUCUCGUUGAGUUUCCUUCUGACUCCACUGUCUCAGGAAGCUCCUGGUCUCAGUCGUAUGGAAUAGAUAGGGAUUCAUGGCAUCCUCUCCCUCCCUAUAUGAAUUAUCAGCCUAUAUACCCAUCACCACUAUACCAUUACCUCUAUGACUCCACCAGGAUAUGAUAAGGAAAACUGUAGCCUGGAAGAAGGCAUCAACAUCAUCCGUUGCUCAUUUUUGCCAGCAGUUAUUCCUGUGAGGUCACACCCUAGGUGAGAUCAUCUGCAGUAGAGAGUGAAAGCAGUGACAAAAAUCACUAGGGACCCUGUCAAGCUAUACUGAUGGGGGAAAGGGCAGAGAGCGUCAUGGAGAGGUUGAUUGACUGGGGGGCAUCCUGUGCUUCCAAAUUCUCCCACUCUAGACCUCAGUCUUUCUACCUUGGCUGGUAGGUACCUACACAUUUGGGCACCUGGGCUUUCAGAUGCAGCUCGGACUGAAUGCAGAGUUAGUCCUCGGUGGGCUUUCAUUCUCAUCUUCUGGAGUAGCAGCAGUAAAAGAGCCUGAAUGUUCCAUACUAUUGCCUCCACCCAUUCACAAUUUCCGCCAGCAGUAAUGUGUGCUUUAAGGAGGAGCAGGUUUAGAUCCAUUCACUCAGAGGGAAUUUGGGAUUUGGGUUGGUUUCUUGUUUAUUUUGAAAAUAGAGACAGCACUGUGAUGCAGUAAGACUCCACUGGACAAGAAGUUGAGGGACCCAGAUUUAAAGCCUGGCUCUAUUGCUAAGUACCUGGACAAGUCACUUGAUUUACUUUGCUCUGUUAAAUGAAGGGAUUGGUUUCCUUUCAUCCCAGACAGUCUGUGAAUUCCAUGGUGUGCCAUAGCCUAUGCCAACAGAAGCCCCUGCCUCCCCAUCACCUUGUUCCUCUCCCACACUGAAAAGCCAAGGUCAGAAGGAGGAGGGACUGGUCUGCUCCAGGAAUGUCAAGCAUCUGACAGAGAGAGCCUAAUCCCCAAACCCCCUGACCCUGAAACCAUUUUACCUCUCUGUGGUGCCAUUUGGUUCUCUGUUUCCAUCUCACCUUUCCCAUUUGUGGGCGCUAAUCCCAUGCCAAUCAGUAUUGGUCCCCUCUAAGUUAUUUCUUGGUAACUAAGUACUUAGUAACUGAGGUACUUCUUGGUACUCUGGAACCACUUAAAUUUCCUUUUAUCAUGAAGUCUGAAAAAGAUGGAAGAGGAGCUCAGGCGUGCCUGGCUCAUGUGGGCAAAAUGAUGAAAUUUCUCUCCCUCCCUUGUGUUCUGUAUCCAGCUAUGUACCAUAUGUAGAAUUAGUUCUCUCUGAUCCCCUGUAUUUCCAUCCCUUCAUAACAGUAUUCCCACCUGUUUCAUUUUUAUACUUUAUCUCACUCCUGUCUUCACUUUUGCAUAAUUAAUAAAGUCUUCCCAGCUCCUGUUGUCAGGACUGGGCAGAAACAAGGACCUAACAAA
This is a messenger RNA of Monodelphis domestica (gray short-tailed opossum), 6031 nucleotides long. RefSeq names its product vasohibin 1 (gene VASH1). Gene Ontology annotation, biological process: regulation of angiogenesis. Gene Ontology annotation, cellular component: cytoplasm. The record is from RefSeq and is a predicted model, not a curated record. Lineage: Eukaryota; Metazoa; Chordata; Mammalia; Didelphimorphia; Didelphidae.